Messenger RNA from Serpula lacrymans var. lacrymans S7.9, 2388 nucleotides. RefSeq lists its product as uncharacterized. Gene Ontology annotation, biological process: intra-Golgi vesicle-mediated transport; protein transport; Golgi organization. Gene Ontology annotation, cellular component: membrane; COG complex. The transcript has 13 exons. Bases 1 to 2388 code for a protein of 795 amino acids. The record is from RefSeq and is a predicted model, not a curated record. NCBI's taxonomy places the organism in Eukaryota, Fungi, Basidiomycota, Agaricomycetes, Boletales, Serpulaceae.
AUGUCUCUUGAAUUCUCUGGCGCGACAUCCGUGGAACGCAAGGACCCAUUCGAUCUUGAACGUUUGGCCGAAGAGCUUGCAACCCGAGAGAAAGCUUAUCCACUCGCCCACGGUACACAGGCCAGCGACGACUCACAUUCAGACCAUGACCUUCCUAUAUAUGUACCUCUCUCCCAUGAUAAUCCAUAUCUGACAGCAGAGCCGUUCGACGUGGACCAGUUCUUACUUUCACGGUCUUACACCUCUUUACCAGACUUACGGUCAGAAUUGAGGGACUAUCUAUCCACUCUGAAAGAGGAGCUGGUUCAAUUGAUAAAUGACGAUUACGAGGCUUUUAUCAGCUUGAGUACCGAUUUAAAAGGAGAGGGUGCUAGGAUGGAGAGGUUGAGGCUACCACUUAAUAGCAUUAAAUCAGAAAUCCUCGAAGUAAGGAAAAGCCUUCAAACCAUCCAGGAUACUACUCAAGAAAAACUGGAUGAACGGGCGAAAAUACGCGAAGAGAAGGAAAGUUUCUUGUUGUUAUUGGCACUGCUUCAUCUGUUACUGAAAAUCUCAGAGUCUGUAACGCGACUAGAAUCUCUACUCCUGAUAUCGCAGCCUAUGGCGGACGAAACAUCUUCCUCCGAAUUAACUACCUCCAAAUUGCCUACUCAUCUGAGUAACGUAGAACAUCAUUUAGCUCGUGUAGCCGCUGAAUAUACUCAGCUUCUGUACCAUACUGCGAAGGCGCGAGCAGAGAAAUGUGAAUUUGUAGAUGAGAUUCAAUGGCGUAUUGAUCGUGUCCAGUCAACGUUAUCUUCUGACCUUGAUCACAUAUUUGCCUCUACUUUGGUGGCUCUUACGGAUAUUAAUGAAACCAAGAAGUCAGAUAUAGAAAGGGCGAAGUUGAUGGUUGACCUGACUGAGUGUCUACGAAUUUAUGAUACGCUGAGUCUAUGGAGAGACGCAGAGGAAAUACUUAGGAAGGAGGUCGUUCGUGGAUUUGUGAGGAAGACAAUAUAUCCCGGUGCACUGAAUGCUUCCCAUUCUCCCAUAAUUCCACACACACCCCUUCCUGCCCCUUCCACUCACCGAGCUUCUAGGGAUCUAAGCUACAUCAUGGAAAUCGCAGAAAAAGCCUCAUUGAACUCUGCUUCCCGAGCAAGAGACAAAACUGCGUCUAUCGCAUUGUCAGGAAUGAAUAACAAAGAGCAGGCAAAGGAUGACGGGUUUAAUAUCAUAGCUAAUGUGAUUUGGGCCGAGUUCGGUAAAGCUCUUCUGGAUGAGCUUGGUAGUGUCAUAUUUUCCGUCGGAAACCCAGAUGAAUUCAGGAAACAUUACGAAACGACAGAAGCAUUUCUACGAUCUCUAGAAUUCUUAGCUCCUUCUACGUACUGUAUCGAGGCUAUGCGCUUGCAUCCAAUAUUCGUUAAUUUCAAGCGGAGGUGGCAGCUGCCAGUAUAUUUCCAGCUACGUUGGAAAGAUAUUAUUGGGAAACUAGAGGAUUCGCUCCUGACGACAACAGUGGAGCUAAAGAAUGAACGCUUUGUAAAAGUUCAGCAUCCUUUUGCUACUACCCAAGCUGCUUCUAUAUGGACUGCAAUUGCAACUUGCUGGAGUGCAGAGGUGUACAUCCCUGACUUAAGCCAUCGAUUUUGGAAGCUUACUCUCCAGUUGUUGAGUAGGUAUAAGACGUGGCUUGACAGUAACAGUGUAUCUGUUGAAAAUAGUGUCGCGGAUGAUCUUUUGUUACGACAGUUCUCAGCAGUCAUUCUCGAUAUCAAAAUCAUGUCCAGCCAAAUGUUGGCUUUAUGGCGUGAUGAAAUCAGUAUCAUGCUUCCCCAUUCAGCAUUUCUCACUCCUCUGACGAACCAGAUUGUCUCCAUUUUGACUCGGCGCUCCUGUGAUGCCCUUGUCCCCGUGAGGUCGAUACCUUCGCAGUUCAGAGCCAUGUCAAACAAGCGCUUGCCUGUCGAAUCAAGUUACUUCGUCACUUCCAUUCUUCGGCCCGUCAAAGAUUUCUUUGGUAUAGGUUCGAAUGGCGGCCCAGGUGAUCGACUCAAGAAAGACUCGUUGAAACCCAUUGCUACAGAUGUAUUUGAUGUCACUUGUCAAAGGUAUUCCUCGAUUACUCCAAAAACGGAAGAGUCUUUAAAGCGUCUUAAGAAAGGCAAGAAGGCAACUUUUUCUCUCUUCUCGUCAGCUAGCGCUGGGAAGGACGAUGAUGGACGAGAUGAAGAAAGGAUUAGAACCCAAAUGAUCCUUGAUGUGGAGGCAUUUGCAAAGGAUGGAGAGUCCAUGGGUGUUGACGUACACUCGCUAGAGAGCUUUAAAUCGUUGGAUGACUUGGUUCAUAGUGGCUUGAUCGACGGUGAGUAUCGUGGUACAAUCCCUUGUUGCAGGAAAUGA